AUGGUGGUCUUACUGAAUGUUGCUUAUUCUAGUCUUGUUGGGACUGAAGAGGUGAUCCGUAAAGUGAACAAGCAGCACGCCAUCCUGGACGUGGACGAGCCGGUUUCUCAGCUUCACAAAUGUGCUUUUCAGUUCAGAGACAGCCCACACUCUUACCUGUGCUUGUCCAAUGAGAGCAUCAUUCAGUACCACAGCCCAGCACGGGACCCCAGCCGCGAGGUUCUGAACGACGGCUCCUGUUGGACCAUCAUUGGAGUGGAGUCUGUGGAGUUCAGCUUUUACCAGAGUCUGGCUCAAGCCCAGAGUCCUGUCAGCCCGUUCCCCAUCAUCUGUGCGCUGGAGGUCAACGGUGGGGAACAUGUGGCCACGCUGGACAUCCACGGAGAGAACUUCAGUCCCCAUAUCAAAGUGUGGUUUGGGAAUCAUGAGGCAGAAACUAUGUUCAAGUGA
Molecule: messenger RNA, 450 nt
Organism: Knipowitschia caucasica
Lineage: Eukaryota; Metazoa; Chordata; Actinopteri; Gobiiformes; Gobiidae
Source: the annotation of a GenBank genome assembly